Messenger RNA from Nerophis lumbriciformis (worm pipefish), 5082 nucleotides. Lineage: Eukaryota; Metazoa; Chordata; Actinopteri; Syngnathiformes; Syngnathidae. The record is from RefSeq and is a predicted model, not a curated record.
AUGGCGGACCUCGAAGACGUAACCCUGGACGGGAGACCGCUCCAGUCUCUUCGCGUUGCAGAUUUAAAAGCUGCUCUCGAGGAGAGGGGACUGUCGAAAAGCGGGCAAAAGAAUGCUCUUGUCAAACGCCUCAAAGGGGCUCUUAUGUUGGAGAAUCUGCAGAAGACCUCCACUCCUCAUGUUGGACUGCAACCAAACUCUCAGAUUGGUGAGGAAAUGAGCCAGAAUAGCUUCAUCAAGCAGUAUCUGGCUAAGCAGCAAGAGCUCUUGCGGCAGCGUCUGGAGAGAGAGGCCCGGGAAGCAUAUGACACUAAUGAGCAAGAGGAUCACAUAGAUGUUAAUAACAGCACUGCAUUUCUUCCUCAAGCCAAGGAUCUGAAUCCAGCCUCAGCAGAUCAGCACAAGGCACCUGGACCCUCUGAUGGCGAAAUCAUGUUUGUUGCAGUAAAUGAGGGCGAGGCUAAUAGCAACCAAGAAGCUCAUAUGUCUGCUCAUCCUGCUUCUGGAUCAGUUACCAUGAAUGUUACUAGCAAUGAGCAUCGACGGGGGAAGAGUGCGCCGGCCAGUGACUUCCUAGCUGACAGCGACGAUGAUGAAAGUGAGGACGGCGAGGAAGACGGCGAUGAUGAUGAUGAUGAUGAUGAUGAUGACUGGGGCAGUAACAUUCGCAGGAGGACUACGAGACAGCCAGCCAGAGCGCUGUCAACUCGAGAGAGGUGUGGAGCAUCUCGUCAGCAGCAGCAGCAGCACAUCCCUUCCCUUUUGUCUCCUCAACUUCGCCAGCCAACCCCUCCUCCCUCCCCACCUCCAGAGUUAUCAUUUCCUUUGCCUGACACCCCUAAACAAAGCCCCCCUAGUCCAGAUGUAGCCGCAGCGAGGCACUCUCCAAGUACCUCCAGCUCUGGUUCCUCUAGCAGUGAUAGUCGAAGUAGCAGCCCAGAGCCCCAGAAGAGUGGACUCAUGGAGCGUAAACCUGGCCCGUUAACUCUCCUAGCCCGUAAAAUGGAAUCGGAAGGCGCUUUUGCUGGGGCCGGUUGGCAAGGUGGCACUGGGCAAGGUGGAAGGAACGACAGCAGUUCCCCAGUAGCCGCAUCAUUUGAUGGCAUUGAACAUGCGGAGGGUCUCUCAUCAACUACCACUGUAGACCAUGUGCCAGUUUCCAUGAUACCAGGCAUCAACCAGGGCAUCAGUGGAACACGUUCAGCUCAUAGUCAUGUUCCUGUGAGUGUGCAUAAGACUCAUACAGUGGAUGAUAGAGAAUCAGAAUUUGAGUCAGUAGAGGCACUUGAGCUGCAAAGACAAAGGCUAAGAAGCUUUAAUCAAGAACCAGCAAUAGAAGAUGAUCAGAACAGAGCUCUGCAGCUGGAACAAGAAGAAAAUGAGAGAUUUAAACAUCAGCAAGCCUUGGAAAGAGAAGAACAAGAAGCUUUGCAAAAGAAACUUGCUUCAGAAAGAGAGCGGCUGGACAGGGAGCAAGCUUUGGCCAAGGAGCUGGAAGUACAAGAACAAACUUUGGCAAAAGAAAGAGCUCUAGAGCUGGAGAGUCAAAGAGAACUUGAAAGGCAAAGGGCAUUAGAGCAAGAACGUCUCCAGCAGGAAGCACAGGAGAGGGAAAAAGAGAGAGAAAUAGAGUUGGAAAAAAUCCGGGCUCGAGAAGAAAAAGAGAAGGCUCUUGAAAAAGAAAGAUUAGAGAGAGAAAAGGCUUUGGAGGCAGAGCGAAAAGAAAAAGAACGGAUUGAAAAAGAAAGGAUUUUGGAACAGGAACGGUUAGAAAGAGAAAGAUUAAAGCAAGAGCAGCUAGAUAGGGAAAAAGCUUUGGAAGCAGAGAGAAAAGAAAAGGAACGGAUUGAAAGAGAGAGGGCUUUGGAACAAGAACGUUUAGAAAGGGAAAAAUUAGAGCAAGAGCGGCUAGAGAGGGAAAAAGCUUUGGAAGCAGAGAGAAAAGAAAAAGAACGGAUUGAAAGAGAAAAAUUAGAGCAAGAGAGGGAAAAAGCUUUGGAGGCAGAAAGAAGAGAAAAAGAACGGAUUGAAAGAGAAAGGGCUAUGGAACAGGAACGAUUAAAGAGGGAAAAGUUAGAGCAAGAGCGGCUUGAAAAAGAAAAAGCUUUGGAGCUAGAGCGAUUAGAGAGGGAGAAAGCCUUGGAGAAAGAGCGCCAAGAACGAGAGCGUCUGGAGAAAGAGCGUCUUGACCACGAAUGCCUGGCGAAAGAGCGACUAGAAAAAGAGAAUCUAGAGACAGCAUGUCAAGUGCUAGAGCAACAGGAGAAACAACAUCCAGGGAGAGCACAUGUAAUGCAAGAACUGCUAGAGCAAAGGUUGGCAAGCGAUGGAGCUGAUGAGGCGCAUGAACGAUUAAAACACAAUAGUAAGGAGCAUGUAAAGGAAGUGUCAGAUUUUGCUCUUAAAAACAAAAUUGCGGUGGAGAGAAUAGUAAAGGAAAGGGCUAAUGAGCAGGAAUUAAUAGAGAGGGAAACACCUAAGGAGUUAGACACUGAACUUCCUCCAUCUGAAUUUGGUAGUGGGCUUGGUCUUACCCCUCCUACUCCUCCCUUUUCUACAGGACCAGAUAGAAAAACAGAGGCAGGAAUCCAGGAAGAUGGCAAAGCUCCACUGUCAAAGAGUGAAUCCCAAGAAGCAGAAUCAUCACUGUCAUCGCAACCAUCAUCGUUGAGGAAAUUGCGGUUCUUAAGGGACCACCCAAUUCAGGCCCAGUCUGCCACAUCCAUGGCCACCAAGUGGCCUCAUAACUUCACUGAUACCCCUCAGCCCCAGAAGUCACUUUCCUACUCCCCAGUCAGUUUUAGAGAACAACAGGAAGGUAAAACCUCCACUAAACAGGAAUGCAAUUCUGAGGAACAGUUUACUCUUAACAAAAAAACAAGUGCCAAAGGUUUUACAAACCAAGUAUCAGGGGACAAUUUGAAAGAUGAUACAGUGAGGCAGGAUGAGCCUGCCAAGAAAAGCACCAAGAGAUUACGGGAUGUGGAUAAAGACAAAGUUCCUUCAAGCCCAGUUAAUGCUGUACAGUUGCACGGAAGAGAUGGAAAGAGGGAGGAGAAAAAAACAAGAAAACGUUCAUCCUCUAAUGACUCCUCUUCCUCCGAAUCUGAUUCUGGGUCAUCAUCAUCCAGGUCCUCUUCAUCCUCGUCUUCUCUUGAGAAAGUCACCAUUUCGAGAAAUAGAAGGGAAAGAAAACCAGACAGAACUACUUCACCGCUGUGUAUAGUGACUGCCGUGGCUCAAGAUGACUGUAUACAGGAAACUCAAAAGGCCUCCCCUUACAAAAGAGAGAGGUCUGUCGAGAAGACAAGCACAAGAAAUGAUGAAGCUAGUCAGGCUAAGAAACCAUUCCUUGAAAUACCAGCUGAAGAGCAGAUGAAAAGGAAAUACGGCAAAGGAUUGGAAGAAAAGGAAGAAGGGUCUGAACAAAGGCAGGCGAUUGAGUCUUCAAUGGAAGAAUCAGAGAAGCUUCUGGGGGCCAACGAGGAGGCCCGCAAGGCCUUCUCUGCUCGCAAGAUCUCUCUUGUCAGCAGUAAGUCACCAGGCACAGGCAGUACAGAUGGGGAUCAGGAAUCUGGGACUCCUGGUGGUCGCAAGAGGAGGUGGGGUUCCAGCACUGUGGCCACUGCCAAGAAACCUUCCAUUAGCAUCACUACAGAUUCGCUCAAGUCUUUGAUCCCAGACAUCAGGCCAUGUACAGGCCAAGACGCUGUAGUGGACCUGCACCCUGAGGAAGUGGUUUUGUCUGAUGCUGAGGAAGACAACCAAGAGCUCUCCGAGCAGGACCUGCAGAUCCGACGCACUGUCACCCAAGAGGUGCCCUCAGAUAUCCAAGAGAACGGACAGAAGCCGACAAAGAGGAUUUGCGAGGACUUGGUGGAAAAUAACAUUCAGGGAGACCAAAGCAAGACUGCAUCUCUAGAAGAGAAACCUGUUGAAGAAUUGGAAACCCGAUCACCAUCCCAUCCUAACCAAGAUGUAGAAGAAAUCAACACUGGACAUGUCGCUGCAGGCAACACACUCAUUCGUCGCUCCAUCAGUCAGCAAAAAACAGGUGUUUCCAUCACCAUCGACGACCCCGUACGAACCACCCGCCAACCAUCUCCUCCACGUGGCAAAGUUUCCAACAUCGUUCAUGUCAGCAACCUGGUAAGGCCUUUUACGCUUGGGCAGCUGAAGGAAUUGCUCGGCAGGACUGGCACGCUAGUGGAAGAUGGCUUCUGGAUCGACAAAAUCAAAUCUCACUGCUACGUCACUUACUCAAGUUCAGAGGAGGCGGUUGCAACACGCGAAGCUCUUCAUGGAGUGAAGUGGCCUCAGAGUAACCCAAAAGUUCUUACCGUAGACUUUUGCCAGCAGGAUGAGCUGGACUUCCACAAAGGUUUGAGCACAGCAGAGAAACCCGGAUCAGAGGAUCAGUGGCUCAAUUCCAACCGUUUUCAAGCCCCGGGCUUACCUCCCCUCCUUCCCAAGAGAGACCAGUGGGCCGAACGCGAGCGUGAAAUGGAGCGCAGGGAGAAGGCACGCUCAGAGCGGGAGUGGGAUCGCGACAAGGUCCGGGACUUUGGGAAACCCAGAGACGAUGGGGAGGCUGUUGCCCGAAGGUCACGCUCGAGGGAACGGCGGCGUAAGGAGAGGGGCAAGAGCAAGGACAAGAAGACUGAAAAGAAAGAAAAAGCCACUGAAGAACCUCCCGCAAAGCUUCUCGACGACCUGUUUCGCAAAACAAAAGCAGCACCUUGCAUCUACUGGCUUCCACUUACAGAUGAACAGUUCGCCGAGCGAGAAGCCGCCAGAGCGGAACGGAUGAAGGAGCGGGAGAAACGGUUGAAACAGCAGCAACACGAAGACGAGGAGAAGAAAAGGGAAGACGAGCGUAAGGAGAGAACUAAAGGUGUCUCGACGGGAGAUCGCGGCGAUGGAAGGAAAGAUAAGGACCAGGACCGGGAGAGAGAGCGAGACAGAGGGAAAGACAGGGACAAUGAGAAGCGCAGGGACGGCUACCGGAGACCAGGGGCCGGUAGCGAAGGGGGCAGCAGACGCUCCCGAAGCCGCAGCGAUCCACGAGACAGGCGGCGUUAA